AUGGACACCGCCCCGUCGCUCGCCGCCGACCUCUGGCGGCCGGUCCACCGCGAGGCGUCCUCCGUCCUCACCGACCGGAGCAAUGGCGGCCGCGGCGUCGGCCGCAGGAAGUCCCGCAGCGACGCGGAUGCGCACGAGGAGGAGCCGUACAAGCUCGUCUCCACCUCCGGCGACGGAGCCAGCCAGGAACUGGCUCGUCCAGAAGCAAAACGUUUGAAGAAGGUCAAGUCUACUGAAGACGACGACGCUCAAGCUGAUUCAGGAAAUGCUAGCAAGGCUGUUCAUGAAAAUCCUAAACCGCCAGAGCCGCCAAAACAGGACUAUAUCCAUGUGAGGGCACGGAGAGGUCAAGCAACUGACAGCCAUAGCCUUGCGGAAAGGGCACGGCGAGAGAAGAUAAGUGAACGCAUGAAAAUGCUCCAAGAUCUUGUCCCUGGAUGCAAUAAGGUUGUCGGGAAAGCAUCAGUUCUUGACGAGAUAAUAAAUUACGUCCAGGCUUUACAACGUCAAGUAGAGUUUUUGUCGAUGAAGCUUGAAGCAGUAAAUGCUCAGGUGAAUAACAGAGUUGCGUCUGAAUCGAAAGAUCCAUAUGGUGCUCAGCCAUAUCAUACAACUCUUGGUUUGACAUUAGAUCCACAAACGCCAAGGGAAUACGCCCAGGCCUCAACAUCAGCGUGGCUUCACAUGCAGGUUGGCAGCACAUAUGAAAGAGUGACAUGAAUAAACACGGGAUUCCAUUUGACAAGAUUCCAUUUGGUGGCCAAUAAAGUGUGCCAGGAUCAAUCAAAUCCAUGGUCUUAGGUUUGUUUCUCCAUGUUACCUCACGGCUGAUGUAUUAUGGUUAAUUGCAUAAGGACUGAAAGAUCACUGACUGUUCAAAAUACCCGUUUUUUUUUCCUGAUUCUCGUGGGAAUUUAAGUUGAACUGUUAAAUGCAAUAUCCCAAUGUUCCGAA
Messenger RNA from Lolium rigidum, 954 nucleotides. RefSeq names its product transcription factor BHLH094-like. NCBI's taxonomy places the organism in Eukaryota, Viridiplantae, Streptophyta, Magnoliopsida, Poales, Poaceae. Gene Ontology annotation, biological process: regulation of DNA-templated transcription. Gene Ontology annotation, molecular function: DNA-binding transcription factor activity; protein dimerization activity. Bases 1 to 720 code for a protein of 239 amino acids. The transcript is spliced from 6 exons. The record is from RefSeq and is a predicted model, not a curated record. Gene Ontology annotation, cellular component: nucleus.